This is a messenger RNA of Hevea brasiliensis (rubber tree), 3342 nucleotides long. RefSeq names its product probable LRR receptor-like serine/threonine-protein kinase At3g47570. Lineage: Eukaryota; Viridiplantae; Streptophyta; Magnoliopsida; Malpighiales; Euphorbiaceae. Gene Ontology annotation, cellular component: plasma membrane. The record is from RefSeq and is a predicted model, not a curated record. Gene Ontology annotation, biological process: protein phosphorylation. The transcript has 3 exons. Bases 58 to 3147 code for a protein of 1029 amino acids. Gene Ontology annotation, molecular function: protein binding; protein kinase activity; ATP binding.
UCCUUUUUUCUCCAUCCACAACCUAUCUAAACCCUCGGAAAGUCUCAAACAGCAUAUAUGGGGCUUUCUUUCAGGAGUUUAUCAGUGUCUUUCUCAUCCUUGUGCUUCCUUUCGAUUAUUCAUUUCUUGUGCUUCAGCCUUCUGGCCUUUGCCAUCCACAGGAACAACGAUACAGAUCGACUUGCUUUGCUUGAACUCAAGGCCAAAAUAACUGACCCUUUUGGGGUCAUGAGCUCGUGGAAUAGCACUCUUCACUUCUGCCGGUGGGACUACGUCACAUGUGGGCGUAGGCACCAGAGGGUCACAAUGUUAAACCUGAGCUCCCUCAAACUUUCAGGUCCCAUAUCACCAUAUGUUGGUAAUUUGAGCUUUUUAAAGGGGUUGUACGUAUUUAACAAUAGCUUUAGCCAAGAGAUUCCUACGGAGAUUGGCCAUUUGCGCAGACUGCAAGUAUUGUCUCUUCACAAUAAUUCAAUUGGUGGUCAAAUUCCUGCUAGCAUAUCUAAUUGUUCUAACCUUGUUAUCUUUUAUUUAAAUAAUAAUAAUCUUGUAGGAAGAAUCCCUACGUGGCUUGGUUCCUUGGAAAAGCUCAAAGAAAUCAAUAUAGCCACCAAUAAGUUAAUAGGGACUCUCCCACCAUCUUUGGGCAAUCUUUCCUCUCUUCAGCAACUGAAUGUAAAGAGAAAUAUUUUACAUGGUGUUGUCCCUGAUACUUUAGGCCAAUUGAUGAAUCUAAGGAUUUUAUCCUUGUUUGAAAAUCAGUUUUUAGGUACUUUCCCUCCCUCCAUCUUCAACCUUUCUUUGAUUGAGGUUAUAGACAUGGCACACAACAACUUAGAAGGUAGUCUUCCCUUGAGCUUAGGCAUCUCUCUUCCAAAUCUCCAAUUCUUCUCCAUUUCAGGUAACCAAUUUACUGGUUUUAUUCCAACGUCAAUUUCAAAUGCCUCAAGUCUAGAAGUGCUUCAGUUAGGCAGAAAUAAUUUUAUCGGAAGAGUGCCUUCUCUUGAAAAGUUGCAUAGGCUUCGGAAAUUAGUAGUUUCUGAAAACCAUUUAGGAAAUGGGAAAGCUGAUGACAUGGAGUUUCUUUCCACUUUGACUAAUGCCACCAAUUUACUGGCAUUUGCUAUAGACCAAAAUAACUUUGGAGGGAAGCUUCGUGAACAAUUCUGCAACUUUUCAAAAAAGCUCCAGGCGAUUUUCAUAAAUGAAAAUCAAAUUUUCGGAAACAUCCCCUCUACAAUUAGUGAUUGUGCUUCAUUGGAAAUUCUGGUUGCACAAGGGAACUACCUGUCAGGUUCCAUUCCUUCUAGCAUCGGGAAGCUUCCAAAUUUGGGUCUCUUGUUACUUCAUUAUAAUGAUUUUUCAGAAUCUAUUCCCUCCUCUUUUGGAAACAUGACAAAUUUAAUUCAAAUGGACUUAUCUUAUAAUAAGCUUCAAGGCAUGCUCCCUUCGAGUCUUGGGAAUUGCAAAAAUUUGCUAGAAUUACAUAUUUCAAAUAACAAUCUUAGUGGUCCCAUACCUCCAGAAAUUUUUAGAUCUUCGCCUUUAUCAUUGGGUCUUGACUUGUCCGGAAAUCAUUUGUCUGGCUCCAUUCCCAUAGAAGUAGAAAAUUUAAAAACCAUGGGAGUUCUAAACCUUUCUAAGAACAUGUUAUCAGGAGUGAUACCAAGUGGUCUUAGUAGUUGUACAAGUCUAGAAUUCCUGGACAUGGGUGCCAACUUGCUUCGAGGUUCUGUUCCUUCAUCUCUAAGUUCACUAAGAGGCCUUAAAAUAUUAAAUCUUUCUCAUAACAUGUUGUCAGGAAAGAUACCAGAGUUCCUAAAUGGGUUUAGUACUUUAGAGUUGUUGGAUUUGUCUUAUAAUGACUUUGAAGGUCCUGUACCAAUAGAAGGAGUUUUCAAGAACGCAAGUGCCACAUCGGUUGCAGGAAAUAAAAAUCUUUGUGGUGGCAUGCAUGAUUUGGGGCUACCUCCUUGUAAGCUUCAACAAUCGAAGUGGGAAUUGACAACAACAUGGAAGAUUAGAAUCUCAAUAGUAUCUGUGCUUAUAGCCGCAACCCUUGUGCUGAUUUGUUUGUUUUUGUGCCUAUCAAGAAAGAGAAAAAGAGAGUCUUCAUCGAUAUCUCAUGGGAAGGAGCUAUUGAAAUUGUCUUAUCAAAGUCUUCUCAAAGCUACGAAUGGAUUCUCUUCAGAUAAUUUAAUUGGUACAGGUAGCUUUGGGUGCGUAUAUAAAGGAAUUCUUGAUCGAGAAGGAAUUGUGAUUGCGGUGAAGGUGUUUAAGCUCAUGAAUCGAGAAGCUUUAAAGAAUUUUAUAGCUGAAUGUGAGGUCUUACGGAAUGUUAGACAUCGAAAUCUUGUCAAAGUGCUCACAGCCUGUUCUAGUGUUGAUUAUCAUGGUAAUGAUUUCAAAGCUUUGGUUUAUGAGUUCAUGGUCAAUGGAAGCUUAGAUGAUUGGUUGCAUCCAGCUGUUGGAUUAGAUGAAGUACCAAGGACUUUAAGUGUUCUCCAAAGACUGAAUAUUGCCAUUGAUAUUGCUUGUGCAUUGGAAUAUCUUCAACAUCAUUGUGGAACACCAAUUGUUCAUUGUGAUCUAAAACCAAGCAAUAUUCUUCUUAAUGAAGAAAUGACUGCACAUGUAAGCGAUUUUGGAUUAGUCAAGUUCCUUUCUAAUGCCACCCCUAGUUGUUCUACCAAUCAAUCCAGCUCCAAUGCAGUAAGAGGAACUAUCGGUUAUUGUCCUCCAGAGUAUGGCAUGGGAAGUCAAGUAUCAACAUCAGGUGACAUUUUUAGCUUUGGCAUAAUCUUGUUGGAGAUGUUCAUGGGAAAGAGACCUACUGAUCACAUGUUUCAAGAAGGUAUGAGCCUUCACAAUUUUGUUAAGAGAGCUUUGCCAGAACAAGUGACUCAAAUUCUAGAUCCCAACAUCAACGUUCCUCAGAUACGAUCCAAUGCAAAUGCAACAUCGGUUCAUUAUCACAAUCUUGGGAACAUAAGAAACAACAUGUUUAUUGAGUGCUUGAUUUCAAUAUUUGAAAUUGGAAUAUCUUGUUCUGCUGAAUCACCACAAGAGCGCAUGAAUAUUGGUGAUAUUGUUGCUCAGCUCUCUUCUAUCAGAAACAAAAUCUCAGGGACUGGAUUACCAUGGUAGAAAGAAGCUGCAAGUUCACUUCCAUUAGCAGGUACACAAGGUUGAUGUAUGCGAGUGUAUUUUCUUAACAAAGAAAUUGAAGAAAUAAAAGAAAAUAAAAAAGGAAUUACCUCCUUAACAAAAGCAGUAAGAGGCGAAUUAGGCAUGGGGAGUUGUAUUGCUUGAUGUAAGAAAAGCUAGACUAAAAUUGAUAGU